CGAGCUGGAGCCCGAGGCGACGGGAGCCGAACGGGAGCCGCCGAAGCCACCGCCGGGUGCCCAGCGCCGCCGCCGCCCCCGAGCUGCCCCGCGCGCCUGCCCGCGGGCGGCUGGUGGGCAGCGGGCGCCAUGGCCGCUCCGGAGCCGCUGCGGCCGCGCCUGUGCCGCCUGGUGCGCGGAGAGCAGGGCUACGGCUUCCACCUGCACGGCGAGAAGGGCCGCCGCGGGCAGUUCAUCCGGCGCGUGGAGCCCGGUUCCCCCGCCGAGGCCGCCGCGCUGCGCGCUGGGGACCGCCUGGUCGAGGUCAACGGCGUCAACGUGGAGGGCGAGACGCACCACCAGGUGGUGCAGAGGAUCAAGGCUGUGGAGGGGCAGACCCGGUUGCUGGUGGUGGACCAGGAGACAGAUGAGGAGCUCCGCCGGCGGCAGCUGACCUGCACCGAGGAGAUGGCCCAGCGAGGGCUCCCGCCCGCCCACGACCCCUGGGAGCCGAAGCCAGACUGGGCACACAUGGGUGGCCGCAGCUCCGGUGCUGGCAAGAAGGAUGUCAGUGGGCCCCCGAGCGAGCUGCGCCCUCGGCUCUGCCACCUGCGGAAGGGACCUCAGGGCUAUGGAUUCAACCUGCAUAGUGACAAGUCCCGGCCCGGCCAGUACAUCCGCUCGGUGGACCUGGGCUCACCUGCCGCCCGCUCUGGCCUCCGUGCCCAGGACCGGCUUAUUGAGGUGAACGGGCGGAAUGUGGAGGGGCUGCGCCACGCUGAGGUGGUGGCCAGCAUCAAGGCACGGGAGGAUGAGGCCCGGCUGCUGGUGGUGGACCCCGAGACAGAUGAGCACUUCAAGCGGCUUCGGGUCACACCCACCGAGGAGCAUGUGGAAGGUCCUCUGCCAUCACCCGUGACCAACGGAACCAGCCCUGUCCAGCUCAAUGGUGGCUCUGCGUGCUCGUCCCGAAGUGACCUUCCCGGUUCUGACAAGGACACUGAGGAUGGCAGUGCCUGGAAGCGAGACCCCUUCCAGGAGAGCGGCCUCCACCUGAGCCCCACGGCGGCCGAGGCCAAGGAGAAGGCUCGAGCCACGCGGGUCAACAAGCGCGCGCCGCAGAUGGACUGGAACAGGAAGCGCGAAAUCUUCAGCAACUUCUGAGCCCCUUCCUGCCUGUCUCGGGGCCCUGGGACCCCUCCUGCACGGACCUUGGGCCUCAGCCUGCCCCGAGCUCCCCAAGCCUCAGUGGACUGGAGGGUGGUCCUGCCACUGCCCAGAAAUCAGCCCCAGCCCCCGGGAGCCCCCAUCCUGCCCCUGCCUGCCAGGUACUGGGGGCCUGUGGCAGCAAGAUGGGGGGAGAGAGACCCAGAGAUGUGAGAGAGAGACAGGACAGAGACAGAGAGAGAAAGAGAGAGAGACAGAGAGAGAGAGCGCGUGCGCGAGAGCGGCGGCAGCGCGGGGUGAGGGCCUUUGCUGCUCUGCCGGGGCCUGCUGACUGAAAGGAAUUUGUGUUUUUGCUUUUUUCCAAAAAGAUCUCCAGCUCCACACAUGUUUCCACUUAAUACCAGAGCCCCCCCACCCCCCCAACUUCCCCUCCCCCUUGGGACGCCCCCCAAAUAAUUGCCAUAAAACAAACCCUUCUCUGCAAACCAUUUCCUCCCCACCCCCUCCCCUUAGCAGCAGCCUUCCUGAGUGGGAGUCCCUAGGACUUCCCAGUGGCCAAGCUGGGGCCCCCAGCCUGUUUGUGGGGACCUCGGGUAAGGCCAGGGAGGCCUGAUGUGGCCACACCCGCCCUGGUGUGGGGGGUCCCUAGGCCAGGCCCUGCUCCCCACCCAGCUACCCUGUGCGCCUGUGCCCUGCUGGGGGUCUGAAGUGCAGGGCCUGGGUUCUCCGAGGGGCCCGAGGAUGGAGGCCCCAUGUCCCCGAGGAGGGUGGCCUCUGGACAGGCCCCUCAUUCCGCACGGCAGCUCCCAGGCCUGGGGAACAUAGGUGUGUGAGAGCAGCACCCAGGAAGGACGCCUGGCCUCUGGCUCAGCCCUGCCUGGCGGGCUCCCCCGUGGACACCCGGUUGACUUUGCUCUUCCCUCCCGGGCCCCGCACCCCUGAGCCGACCACUGAUCCACUGGCACCUGGCACCGCUGUUGCCUCGUUAAGCCAUAGCGCAUGCGCGCUCUCAGAAUAAACAGGCCCUGCCUGGGA
Molecule: messenger RNA, 2181 nt
Organism: Piliocolobus tephrosceles (Ugandan red Colobus)
Lineage: Eukaryota; Metazoa; Chordata; Mammalia; Primates; Cercopithecidae
Gene: NHERF2
Product: NHERF family PDZ scaffold protein 2
Exons: 7
Coding region: 130-1143 (337 amino acids)
Biological process (GO): protein localization to plasma membrane
Cellular component (GO): apical plasma membrane
Molecular function (GO): protein-membrane adaptor activity; signaling receptor binding
Source: RefSeq, a predicted model, not a curated record